GAUAGACGAAAUAAUACAGAGAGAUCGUCCACGUGAUGUAUUGUUCUAUUCAUUUCUUCAAGCAAUAGUUAUAUUUUCAAUAUCCUGGAAGAGUGACGAUACCAGCAGAUUCCACUGAAGGAUACAUCGCCAUGGCUGCCUCGCUGCCCUAUCACGAACCCAGCAUCGUAACGAUCCUAACCCAAGCGUCCUUUCUUCUACUGCUUAACGUGGGAAAUUCUAUCCUCGACCAUGCUAUUUACUGCGGACUCCUGGGCCAAGUCUUUCUAGGCGUCGCUUGGGGCACGCCAGGUGCCAAAUGGUUAGGCGCUGAGGCCGAGCGCAUUAUUGUCCACUUGGGGUAUCUUGGAUUACUGCUCCUAGUCUAUGAAGGUGGUCUCGCAACCUCUUUUCGCUCUUUACAAGCCAACUUUUGGAUGUCGUUAGGUAUUGCAGCGACCGGAAUCGCCCUACCGAUGGCACUCUCCUUCACAUUACAAGGCAUCACAGGCGCAACGCAUUUGCAGUCAUUCGCAGCGGGAGCUGCGCUAUGCUCAACAAGUUUGGGCACUACCUUCACGGUCCUUGGCUCAAGUGGGCUUAUGAAUAGUAGGCUUGCUGUGGUUCUAACUAGUGCCGCGAUGAUGGAUGACGUUGUCGGCCUUGUUAUGGUCCAGAUUAUUUCCAACAUGGGACGGUCUGAUUCAAGCAUCAGUGCAAUAACUGUCAUUAGACCAUUGUUGGUGUCAUUUGCAUUCGCUGUGGGCGCUCCGAUAGUCAGCUUGUUUAUUGUACGACCUGUGACUCUACAGCUCAACGAGCAUCGUAUCGCGGCUCCUACAAGCGUGGUUAACAGGCUUCUCACGAAAAGCAACACGGCUUGGCUGAUCCAUACGCUUAUCAUGCUCAGUCUAAUUGCGGGAUCGACGUAUGCUGGCACUUCUAAUUUGUUCGCAUCCUAUAUCGCAGGCGCUUGCAUUAGCUGGUGGGAUACCGAAGUGCCUCAUCCAGUCGUUGAGGAUUCUCCGCCCAGCUCACAGCCAAUUCAAACAGGAGACUCAUGUCCUGAUGGGCCAUGCAAUGCUCCCAAGGGAAAAUCUUACAAUACACGGGAGACUUCUUUCACAGGUUCUUAUACCUUCCAAAAGUACUACAAACAGCCCUUGGAAAGGAUAUUACGGCCGUUUUUCUUUGCAUCCAUUGGUUUCUCUAUCCCCAUCACCGAGAUGUUCAAAGGGUCCAUAAUCUGGAAGGGGGUCGUAUAUGCCAUUCUCAUGGCUUUUGGUAAAAUCGCAUGCGGUCUGUGGCUCUUUCCCAUUCCAAAGGUUACAGUAGGCCUAAUCCGUUUACUUACCUCGCUGAAACGCCGAGUUGUACAACUUAUUAAGACUACUGGAACUAAACCUACACCGUGUUCCAGCAGGACUACUGUGGCAGAACGUCCUGCCACCUCCAAGGUUACAACAUCAACGCCGUCAGAGCGAAAUCCUUCCGAACGAGGCACCACCACAUCCACCAAUACUGCAGAAGUCAAGCCUCGUUCGUUGUACCCUGCUUCAAUCUUGGGCUGUGCCAUGACCGCUCGCGGCGAAAUUGGGUUUCUGAUCUCCUCGAUUGCUGAAAGUAAUGGCAUUUUCUCCACGUCCCAGGACACAAGCAAUAGCUCAGACAACUUCCUUGUCGUGACAUGGGCAAUUAUGAUAUGUACAAUCCUAGGACCACUUGCCGUAGGAGUUCUUGUAAGAAGAGUAAGACGGCUACAGCAGGGUGUUGUGAGCCAGGGUCAGCUGAUUCGCCGCGACGUUCUUGGAGACUGGGUUUUGUCAUAGAGACAAGUUUGGUGCAAGACAAAGGCGCAGCGUUUUGGUAGAAUAGCCUUAGCGGCACGCUAUCUUGUUAGUUGCUCUAGUUGGUAUGUACAUAUAUAACCAAACAUAUAGAUUGCAUCGAGUUUGCGUUGGAAUGAUGUUUAUAUUUAGCAAAGGUGCUUUUUAUACCAUGUGGCAUCUUGCAGAAGAAAAGUCAUUAUUCCAUUUAUUUCUUGGUGUCAUCUAUGUCUUUAAAGUUCCUCCUCGGUAUCCAUUUGGUCGCCGCCCUGCGCCUCCUUGGAACAAGACUGGCCGUCUUUUCGUGGCAUGGUCGCCUCCUUGUCGAUCAUCUGCCUUGAUACUGAAACAAUGUUGUCCUCAAUGAGCUCUUGUCCAACGUCUUCCAAAUGUUUCUUCGGGUCGACCUUGCCAACGUAUCGCGUCUUCAGCUGCUCCUUUGUGAGCUCUGUCUCUUCCUUUACGCGCUUCUCGUAGCCAUCGGCCAGAGUGACUAGUCUCUGUAAUCUAUCCUUGUUCUUUUCGCCCUCGGCCUUGAAGUCGUCCAUCUCCAGGGCUUCUGUCCACACGUGCUUGUGUAGGUUCAUUAGCAUGUUCUCUUCCAGCGCUGUCUUGCGGUAGUUGAUGCCGAUAGAGUAGUAGUGUCUGUUGAGGCCGUGGAUAAGAGCUUGGAUUGAGGGCUUGUUGAGGUGACCCAAGUUGCUAGUACUCUGACGAGGCUCCUGGCCCAUCAUGAGAAGCUGAGGGUUGAUCAAACGGAAGGCGUCGAUAACGACCUUGCCCUUGACUGAUUGAAUCGGAUCGAUGACGACGGCAACGGCGCGCGGGUUAAGCUGCUCGAAAGAUUGCUGGGUGUUGAUAUCAACCGACGAUAGCCAGCAGCCGAAUCCAGGAUGCGAGUGGUACCAACCGACGACGGAUUCGGGA
[Torrubiella] hemipterigena is the source of this 2732-nucleotide messenger RNA. The record is from the annotation of a GenBank genome assembly. Lineage: Eukaryota; Fungi; Ascomycota; Sordariomycetes; Hypocreales; Clavicipitaceae.